AUGGCAGCAAUAGAAAAUUUGAGAAGAGAUGGAGGAGGAGGGCACGUUUUUGGUCCCAAUGGCCUACGGUUAAGUGGUGAAGAAGAAGAGGAGGAAGACUCACCUGAGGUUUUACUGAGUGUUUUGGUCCAGCAUGGACAGCUGGGUCUUUGUUUUUAUGAUGGUAAAGACUCCUCUUUACACUACAUGGUAGACACUCCUGACAACCAUGAGCUCCGCCUGCUGGCCAGAGUUAUCCAGGAGGUGUGUCCCCAUGUGAUUGUUACUAGUGCAAAGCAGGAGCGCUGCAUGACCAACUUCCUGCAACAAUUGGGUUCAAACCCUGACUACAAACCAGAGGUGGUUACUUAUCCAUAUGUUGACUUUGGUCUGGAGGUUGGUAAGCAAAGGCUACUUGCUGCCCAUCUGCCUUUCCUUCCUGCCUCCAUUUCAGAGAAAGACAAAAUGUCGUACCUCUCCUCCUGUAUCUCCUUUGACUCACCCCUGAUGCUGAGGGCAGUGGGUGCACUGCUAAAAUGUCUGGACAGGAGGAGAGUGGGAGUAGAGCUGGAAGACAGCAGUGUUGGAGUUCCUGUUCUACAGUUUCACGCCUACACACUUAGAGGUGUGGUGUGUAUUGAUCAAGACACGUACAGUGUGCUGCAGAUAUUCAAAUCAGAACUUCACCCAUCAGUGUACAAGCUGCACUCAGGUGAAAAAGAAGGACUUAGUCUUUAUGGAAUACUGAACCGCUGCAGGUGCAAGUUUGGCUCCAAACUGCUUCGACAGUGGUUUCUGCGGCCAACACUGGACCUGGCCGUGUUACAAAGGAGACAGGAAGUGAUACGUUUCUUCACAUCACCUCGAAACUCAGACUCCCUGAACACUCUGCAGUCCUCGCUACGCAACAUCAGAAACAUCCCAACUCUUCUCCGCAGGAUGUCUCUCUCUCACACCAAAGUUACUGACUGGCAGAGUCUCUACAAGACAGUGUACAGUGCAGUGUGUAUUCGAGACACGGUGCGUCACCUGUCUCAGUCCAUUCAGCUCUUUCGUGACAUCAGUGAAGGGUUCUCUGAUGACCUCCACUACAUCGCCUCUCUUAUCAGCCGCAUUGUGGACUUUGAAACCAGCAUAGCCGAGAGACGCUUCACCAUCAAACCAAAUGUGGAUCCUGCCAUUGAUGAGAAGAAGAGGAGGAUGAUGGGGUUGUCCGACUUCCUGACAGACGUUGCCAGGAAAGAGCUGGAGCACCUGGAUGCUCGCAUCCCCUCCUGCUGUGUCAUCUACAUCCCUCUGAUUGGAUUCCUGCUCUCUGUCCCUCGGCUGCCCAGUAUGGUGGAGAAAGAGGAUUUUGAGAUAGAAGGGCUUGAUUUUAUGGUCUGUUUCCUGUCCGAGGAUCGUCUGCACUACCGCAGCCAGAGAACCAAGGAGCUGGACGACCUCUUAGGGGACUUGCACUGUGACAUUAGAGACAUGGAGACAGCGGUCAUGACUCAGUUACAGAAUGCAAUCCUGGAGAGGAGCGCCUCCCUCUACAAGAUUCUGGAUCUCACUGCUGAGUUAGACUGUCUGAUGGCUAUGAGCAGCGCCUCCCAGGAGUACGGCUACACCUCACCCAGACUAGCCAGCCACAGGAAGAUAACAAUCACACAGGGCAGACAUCCGCUGUUAGAGCUGUGCUCUCCGGUGUUUGUGGCCAACUCUUUCCAGAGCUCUGAGAUGCAAGGCAGAGUGAAGGUGAUCACUGGACCCAACUCAUCUGGAAAGAGUAUCUACCUGAAACAGGUGGGUCUGAUUAUUUUUAUGGCUUUGAUUGGCUCCGACGUGCCGGCAAAGGAGGCAGAGAUCGGUGUGGUGGAUGGCAUCUUCACCCGCAUGCAGAGCAGAGAGUCGGUGUCUGUGGGCCUCAGCACCUUCAUGAUAGACCUCAACCAGAUGGCCAAGGCUCUCAACAGCAGUACUGGCAACUCAUUAAUUCUCAUCGAUGAAUUUGGAAAAGGAACUAACACUGUCGAUGGGCUCUCCCUGCUGGCUGCAUCGAUCUCUCAUUGGCUGAUAAAAGCUCCUGCAGAUGUCCCUCAUGUCCUCCUGGCUACUAAUUUCCACAGUUUGCUGCAGCUAGGCCUGCUUCCCUCCUCUGGCCUACUGUCUCUGCUGACUCUAGAGACAGCAGUGGAUGCGGAUGAGUUGGUGUUUCUGUACCAACUGAAGGAAGGGAUCUGCCAGUCUAGCUAUGCUGCCAACAUCGCUACCCUGGCAGGUCUGCCAACCAGCCUUGUACAGAGAGGAGUGGAGGUGUCUGAACUCUACAGGACAGGAAGACCCAUCAAACGUAUUGACAAAGCAUCAUCAGAUGAGCAGGCUAACAGGUGCAGGUCCCUGGUGGAGAAGUUCUUGAGCCUGGACCUGGAGGACAAAGAUUUGGACCUGCAGCGCUUCAUGAAAGAGGACCUUCUGCCCUCUGCUGGGGAGCUGCUCAAUCACAGCUGA
Scomber japonicus (chub mackerel) is the source of this 2472-nucleotide messenger RNA. RefSeq names its product mutS homolog 5 (gene msh5). Gene Ontology annotation, biological process: mismatch repair; chiasma assembly. Gene Ontology annotation, molecular function: mismatched DNA binding; ATP-dependent DNA damage sensor activity; ATP binding. Bases 1 to 2472 code for a protein of 823 amino acids. Gene Ontology annotation, cellular component: nucleus. NCBI's taxonomy places the organism in Eukaryota, Metazoa, Chordata, Actinopteri, Scombriformes, Scombridae. The record is from RefSeq and is a predicted model, not a curated record. The transcript has 25 exons.